This is a messenger RNA of Salvelinus sp. IW2-2015, 5350 nucleotides long. NCBI's taxonomy places the organism in Eukaryota, Metazoa, Chordata, Actinopteri, Salmoniformes, Salmonidae. The record is from RefSeq and is a predicted model, not a curated record.
AGGGUCAUUUCAGAUYUCUCCACACUCCAGGGCUUCAUACAGUUUUGCCUUCCAUCAAAAGCACACAGACAUCUACAUCWUGGAAGGUUUUGAUUUCCUUGUGUUCAGUGUUUAUGCUGCCCCCUGUUCCUUUCAAAUGGAAAUYUGGCCAGUUCAUCUACUAUUUCAAAUCAAUCAACUGUAUUUUAUAAAGCCCUUUUUACAUCAGCAGUUGUCACAAAGUGCUGCAAUCUCAUAUCACCUCAUGUAAGGCACAACAUGUUAAGGUUCAUACUGUACUAUUAACACAGGAUAAUAGUCGACAUCUAGGCCAUUUGUAUAAGAAUAUAUGUAACGUUACUGUCCUUUGAAUCAGAGGAAAUCAAAGACAGAGUCCAUGUGACUGGAGUUGAAAAGGAAAUAAUGGCAUAUACAGUUUUUUUCACUCUUAACCUUGCUUGGGGUCAAAUUGAAUCAGAUACUGUAUGCAGAGAAAGAUCUACCUGCACUUUAAGCUUUAGGUUUGGUAUGUUGUGGAACAUCUGGGCCAGUAUUCAUAAAGCAUAUCAGAAUAGGAGUGCUGAUCUAGGAUCAGAUCCCCCCCUGUCCAUGUAACCUUAUUCAUUAUGAUCUAAAAGUCCAAACUGAUCCUAGAUUAGUACUUUACUCUGUGAUGCUUUAUGAAUACUGGCCCAGUACACUAAUCACCUGUUUUUGCUAUUAAAUUAUCUGCAGUAUUACUGUUUCUAUUACUGUUCCAAAUGUAGUACAUCUUGCAUUUUUGCUCUUCACCUUGCUUUAGUAAUUUGCUAAAUGUUGUUUUGCUUUUUGUAGUACACUCUUGUUGCUGUUUUCCAUAACACAUUAUUGUUUUCAUUUUUUGGCAAUUGUAGCAUAUUCACAAAUUAACAUUUUUAAAGCUAGUCCUCAAAUAGACAGUAGUUGGCAGAAGAUGCUUCUUCUCUUUAGACAUCUGGGUUUCCUUUUUCUAUGUGUGUUAGAAAAUGGCACCCAUAUUUUGAAUGGGUCAGCUUGCACAGAAUUAACAAAGAGGACUGCUUGUGCCUUCCCUCCACAGGCUGGAAGUUUCUUCUAAGGUAGAAAGCGACUCAGACACCCCUCCUCCCCUCCCCCCUUGCUCCCCCAUUCCCACCCAGUGCUCUUCUUCUUGCACUGGCCGUGCCUCACCCGACAGUGGCCAUCCCACUAACCCCUUCACCCCCUCUCUGACACCCAACCCUAUCUCUCCCUCCAACCCCUUCCUCCCGUGUUUGCAGUGUAACCCCUUUUUUGAGGACCUCAUAACCGAAGAGGCCCGGAGGUCCCCCCCUUGCGCUGCCUGCUCCCCCUGUCAUUCCACAGCUUUGCCUUGUAUCCCCAGUACCGCCCACGAUGUCGCAGUGCAAAAGAAAAUGGCCGUCAUACGGCGAGAGCGGCCCAGGCCUGUAGCCAGGCAGACAUCCCUCCCUGCCUUACUCCCGAGAGCGGUGACUGCCAGCCCCCCGAAUCCGUUCACCUCUCGCUCCAUAUCAGAGAGCGGGGGAAGAGAAUGCGAUGAGUCCUUUGACGCCUUUGCGUCCAGCAGGCUGAAUUCGCCAAAGGGCUCUCCUACCAAUCACCCUUCAAAUGCAACCUCGUGGCAAGCUCAAGUAAGAAGCACUCCUGCACAUAAAGGUAACACUAUUUCACCCAUUGAGGAGAUGCGGAUGAGUGAAGAAGAAGCAGAGCCUCCACCGUUGCCUCCACGGAGGCCCAUAAUAAGACCUUUGGUAAACAAGAGAUCUUCUGACAGCUGGUUGCACAGGGGUCAGGAGCUGGCUGUGCAGAAAGAGGCCUGUCUCCUGUCACAAACGGGCGCAGCUUCCCUGCAGCACACAAGAGAAGGCAGGCAGAAGAGAUGCACACCAAGUCCCCACCUGUACCCAAGCUUAGGCAAAGACCUUCUCGUCAGCAGUGACAUGUCGGACUUUCAUACCGAACACUCACAACAUUAUGCCAAUAUUUCUCCAGAGUCUCCAUCUCCAUUCAAGUCUGAAGAUGACUUCAAGAAGUUUGACUAUGAACCAUUGCGAGAUGAAGAUGAUAGCUGUAAAUMUAUGUUUACUGAGCAGGACCUAUGGCCAGGUGCAACAGAAAACCAUCUAGACCUGAAUGUAAAGGAUUCGAUAAUAUUGUUAGCCUCAGAGGAUACGACGGACACCAGUCCCACUGUUAGAGAAGACGCCAUUGUAAAGAAUACUUCACAUUCGGAAAUCAAAGCCUUAUCUCUACCAGUAAUGCUUCUUGAUAGUGAAAUGACUGUUGCCGACCUACUGUAUAUGUCUUCCCCAAAACACUCUAAAUCCGGUCUUAAGACGCUUGACAUUGCGUUAAUUACACCAGACCCAACAAUGGAAUUAUUCUCAAUUCACCCAGAUAAGCCUACCAAGUCCAGAAACAUCCAUUAUGAAUCGCCUCCACUAACCUUGGAAGAUCUAAAUAAAAAUCUGAGUAACUCUGAUUUUAGUUUUAUUGACUCUGCUUCUGAUGCUUCCCCAUCUCCAUCUGAAAUGAUUACAGUGCAUACCCUCAAAAGUUUAGGUGGCAUUUUUCCUCAACCUCCACAAGUUACUCACAUAGUAUCUUCUGCUCAUGAUAUACGGCUAUCUGCAGAGGAUAUGUUAACUUUUCAGAAGCCUAGUACUAUAGACGUCAACUCUGCCCUAAAAGCGAAUUUACCAGAAGCCUCGCUUUGUCAAGACAAUUGGCAAGAUGGAGGUUGUGAAUUGAACACAUCAGGCAGAGAUCCUGCAAGCAAUAAGAACAAUAGCAUUUUGACGCCUGACAGUCUUAACAUUGAGUCUGAAGACAUCACUAGAGACACUGAAGAUAUAAAACACACACAAUCUCCACUGAAUAGAAAAGGCAACAUUUCUAAAUCAAAGAUAGACAGUUCAAUAGUAGACCCUUCAUGUCACAUUAGAACUUCUCCAGUUUCUCCACAGAUUGGAAUGCAACAGGAAGUUGUACGAACCAAGCCUGUCAAUGAGUCUUCACCAAGGGGUGCUAGUUCACACAGAAGUCUCAAGGGAAUGAUACGAGAGCUCUACGGCAACGGUGGUGCAAAUAGCCCUGGUAAAGGAUUGCGUGAGAGCCCUCUUCACCAAUCACUGUCUCCUGGGCAUGUACUCUCAGAGAGCAUUGAAGUACCCUUCUCAUAUCAACCCACCAAAUCAAUUUUUUCCUCACCUUUGUCACCAGAUAGAGAGACAACAUUCAAGGCWGCUAAAUUAUUUGUUUCCUUGCAAAAAACAAACACAAAUAGUUCCACUCAGUCAAUUACAAAAGAAAACUGCUUCACGGAACGUUCCCCAUCCAAACAMGCCGGGACCAUCAGCUUCAAAGACCUCCACGCCAAAGUAGCCCCGAACAUCAGAAGCCCCAUGAGUGCCAGGUUAAGGCCUGGUGUCUCUCUGCAUGCUUCCAGUCCCUCCUCUGUGYCCCCCUCCCUGGUGACUGAAACUAAUGCCCAGGCUAAGCUACUCCCCACCCCCGGCCCCUCCUCCAUACAUCACCCCCCAACCUUGAGACCCAGUACCGGAGACAAUGCCACCUUCGCUAUGGCCCCCUGCACCUCUUCCUCCUCCUCCUCUACCUCCUCCAUCACUGUCCAGCCCCUGGUCGAUGCACGGCAGACACUUUUACCUGAGGAGACCCAGCCAGCUAGCAGUCUGCCCCGACAGGAGAGCAGACCCCACCCAGUGAAGCCCUUGACCACCACAGCCAGUCAGGGGGAGAAGAAAGAGGGCCGGUCAGUUCUAGAGAAGCUCAAGUCUUCCAUCCACCCAGGCCUCGCCGCCAAGCAGACACUGGCUGAGGCUGAGACUGAGAUUGAGGAAUCGUUAACGGACAGGUCUGCCCAGUACGAGCAGCUGACCAAAAUGGAGCUGAUCUCCCUUCUGCUGCAGCAGCAGAUGGAUAUGGAGAACCAGCAGGCGGCCUCAGAACAGCAGGCGGUGCUGCUUAAGAAACACGAGGCGGAGAUGAAGAAGAUCAAGGCACAGGUGCGCGAKCUGGAGGACUACAUCGACAGGCUGCUGGUGCAGAUCAUGGAGCAGACACCCACACUCCUUCAAGUGCGCUCCCGACACAAGUGACCGCUAGUGCUAGUAUAAUAUAGGGCCAUGGUCACCAUCAAACCCUAGUCCCAGAGAGCUACAAGGAGGAGCAGACUCUUGUUCCAGCUCAGUCCAUGAUUAGGUCUUGGUGGUUAGUUGUUUAGCUGAACCAGGAGUUAUAGUGCAGGGCUGAAACAAAAGCCUACACAUCCAAGUAGMUCUUCCGGACCAGGGUUGGUGAUCACUUCUCCAGGGGCAGGUGUAAUUCAACACAUCCCUAAGCAAAAAGUAAAUCUCACAACCAUCCAGGUUUCACUGCUGAUACCCUGCCUCGUUGAUUAAAGACACAAUAUUGCCCACUGUGCAUGCUUGCUAUAGCUCAAAUGUCAGGCUGCAAGUACUAAUCAGAAACUGUAGUCAUAGCAAAUGUUACUGAUCACUUUACACUUGCUACUUAGUAUAAGGAAAGUGGCACAGCUUUUGUCAAAUGUACUGCAUUAGAAUUAUUAUACAUGUGCAUUGAUGAAGAAUACAGAAAAUMMAAUAUUCAGUGGUAUAAAUUGUUCUUACUUGAUAUGACAUUGCCUCAAAUUCAGAAAAACAUGUAAGUGUCUGAAUUAGUUUGAUAUGGACCCAAAUUAUCUUCAUCAUGGUAAAUACUGUAAUUAUUUGCCAUAAGACACUGACUCAAAAACAGACCGACUCAAGGAGAAUUCCACUGAAUUUCAAUUUGUUUACAUGGAGAAAGGUGAACUUGAGCUAGUGUCAUAUUUAGUAAAUAAUUAUAUAUAUUUUUUACUAUUCAUGGAUGAAGUGUGUGCAAAGAAUAACGUGAUACAUGUUCAUGUGGUAAGAUAGGUAUUACAAUGAAUUCAAAGGCAUUUAUUUAUGRUAUUUAAGUUAUAUUUUCACGUUUUGGUUUUCAUUUGCAAAACGAAUGUAUAUAAUUAUGUAUAUUGGUUUGUUUGUAUCAUUUUUGUAUGACAUUGCCUGUAUUAUUUAGUAUAGUACUUAAACUCCCACACAACUAGAAAUCCACUUUUUCGAGCUGAAAGACAAUGGCCAGGGCUUACGCAUGACGUUGCACAACGAUGUAGGUCAAUAAGCAAUCGUUUUAAUCAAAGGAUGAUAUAUUUGGGCUUGAAGUMACAAAACCGACCUGCCCCCUUCGUGCAAAUUCGUGCCAAUGAAUUAUUKUUUUUACAAUUCUUCAAGCUCUGUCAAGUUGGUUGUUUAUCAUUGCUAGACAGACAUUUUCAACUCUUGCCAUAGAU